AUGAUGGCUAGUUUAUAUGCAACGCCACCACCCGACACAUCUGAUCUAAAUGGUGAAGACACAUCAGUAUUAAGUGAUACAUCAAAUUCAUCACAAACAAACAGUUCCAUCAAUUCGCAACAGCCACACAAGGCACCAAAACGUUCAAUACUUGUUUCUUCACCAUCUAUAGUAUCAUCAAACAAUUAUCCAUUAUUAGGGAAUAUUUUCGAUUCUUCACCUGAUUUAUCGAAAAAGCGACGAAAGCAAACAACACCAAUCAGAAUAUCAGCGACAGCAUUUGAACUACAACAGCAACAGCAUCAGAAUAACUAUUCGGUUAACGCCAAUGAUUUAGCAACUAAUAGAACUUCAACAGAACAAGAAAUCACUGAAAUUCAAGACUUCGAUGAUGAAGAAGAAGAAGAAGUAUCAGCAGAACAUGAGGAAAAAAAGUUGGCAGUGCCAUCAACAUUAGCAUCAGUAUCUUUGAUUGAAAACGAUGGGCUUCAGAAGAUUUUUCUUAAAAAUCUCAGUCAAUUACAAGCAUCAACCGAUCACAACAAUGAGUCAAAUCUCAAUGAAAAUUCUCGAAUCUUAUCACAAGAAAAUUCUUUGAAUAAUAAAAGUCUUAGACGUUCACUCUCUUCACCACCACCAACAACGUCAACUUUGGAUUUAAGUAGUCAUAAUGGUAAGAAUGAUGAGUCUAUUGUUAGUAAGCAACGUGACUUUGAGAAUGAUAUUGAAGCUGAAUAUCAUAAUAAAUUUAUGAAAAGUACUAACGAAAAAUCACAACAAGGUGAAGUUGGAAAAGGUUCGAAUAAUUGUUGGAGUAACAAACAAGACAAAAAACCAGAUGACUCAUGGUUAUCAUUGGCUUCACUUCCCUUUCCAUUUCCACCGGAAGCUGCUGCAGCCGCACUCUCAGUUUCUGGCUAUCUUCCACAACUUCCAUUAUUGUCAUCAGUGGGAACAUUUGGAGCAGCUGAUGGUGUUUUAUCACGAAGCACAGCGCCAUUGCGCAUUUUCAAUCCAGAAGCAUAUUGCGACUUAUGCAAUAAAGAAUUUUGCAACAAAUAUUUCUUGAAAACUCAUAAAGCCAAUAAACAUGGAAUAUACGAGCCAAUGACACCAAUGUCUAACAGUGACAUGCCAACACUCAGUCAAUUGUCUCAAAUGCAACAGAUGAGUCAUGUUUUACAGAUGCAACAACAAAGUAUGCAACAAUUUAAUCAACAAAAUGUUGAACAAGCUCAGAAAGUUCAAGCUGCAACAGUAGCAGCAGCAGCAGCUAGGGUUCAAGUUCAAAGUGAUCCACUUCCACCACAAGCACCAUUAGUGACAAAUGCUUUUUGCGACGUUUGUUUUAAAAAAUUUUCAUCGCCUGCUGCAUUAAAAAAACACCGUUUGAAAAUUCAUGAGAUUGGUAUUUCAAAACCACAAAAUGACAUGUCAAAUAAGUCAGGCGAAGAACAACAGCAACAACAAGAAACAUCUGGAAAAAAUGGCCAUGAAAAUGAAAGAAAUGAAGAAAUGACAACGCCAGUUCCUUUUAAUUUACCUGAAGGCUUCCGUGAAGAUUAUCAAGUUGAACAGGAGGACACAAACUUCACACCAGAACCACGAAAAUUAUCUCCAUCUUCGAUGCAACAAGCUAAAGAUGCAAACUUCUCAUACGACAAGUUAAAACGUUUAGGCGUCAUUAAUCCUGAAGCGUUUUGCGAAUUAUGCUGCAAGGAAUAUUGUAACAAAUAUUUUUUGAGAACACACAAAUUGAAACGACAUGGUGUAUUUGUUCCAUCAGAAGAUACUAAAGAUGACGGCCAUUCCUUAUGGCCAUAUAUGCAAACCAGUCCAUUGAAUCUCAUAAUGGGUGGUGACUUGAAAGCAUUACAAAUGUACGCAAAAAAGAAGGAAGAAUUGGAAAGUGGUAUCAUUAAGAUUCCUUCACCAAAACCAUCCGACUAUGAUGAAAUAAAAAAUGACACCCAAACUAGUAAAGAUGAAGAUGAAGAUGAUAAAGGCAAGAAAUCACCACAGUUGUCACAACAAGAGUCUGAAGCUAUCAGUGUCGACCUUCAGAAACUUCAAUCAAUGAUUCUUCAAUUGAAUGAACUUAAUCAGAAUCGAUACGUUGCAUGUGCUAUAUGUGGAAAAGAAAUGGAGAAUCAAUACAUGUUACAUGCUCACAUGCUGACCGAGCACUCCGGUUUCACCAACAACAAUUCGAUUAAAUUGUCACCACGACCAACAUCGAUUCCAUCACCGGGCGAAUAUGAAUCGUGUAAACAAUGUGAUAAAGAAUUUUCCAACAUUUUCCUAUUAAAACAGCAUUUAAUAGAGCAACACGGAAUGGGCUCAUUGUCACCGCCAUUACGCGAAGGUUUCGUAACACCGGAUCGAAAAGUGUCGAGUGUCUUAAGUCAACCAUCGACACCUACACAAAAUGACCGUAAGCAAAUGUUUCAAAUGACACCGACAAGCAGUUAUUGUGAAAUUUGUAAUAAAGAAUUAUGCAACAAGUAUUUUAUGAAGACUCACAUGCAGAGAAUGCAUGGAAUUGAGAUUGAAAACGGCGCUCAAAUUGGUGGAGUUGUGUGCAAUAUAUGUAACAAAGAGUUGUGCAGUAAAUAUUUUUUGCGUGUUCAUAAGCAUAAUACGCAUGGAAUUGUUGAAGAUGGUUCACCACAACAGCGACCAGGAAGUGAAUCUGUUGAUUCUGAUACUGGCUUCCAAAUGGAUUUGAAGCCAGGUGAAGUUUCUGAUCAAUCAAAUCGUUACUUCUCACAUUUUACUGAAGUUUGUCCGUUGUGUUCUCGACGGUUCCGCAGUGCCAAAUGGUUGAAGGCACAUUUGAUGAGUGAUCAUGGAAAAGCUGGUGUUGAGAAAUUGAAUGAGAUUGAAACAAAGAUUGGGCCGAUUAAAGCGCCAAGCCCUGGCUUGAAAAUUCCUAAUGGUGGAUAUGGAUUAGCGUCACCAGAAUUGAUGAUAAAAACAUCAUUGGGUGGAUUGUUCCCAGGUGAGAGUUCAAUGGCAAUAUCGCCAGGUUCCCACAAUACGCUCAAAGGAUAUCAAUGUUCCUUUUGUUCAUUUUCUACACCCAUAUUGGCGAUUUUAUUCAUUCAUGAACGUUCUCAUCAAGCUGGAAAUUCUACAUUGAAUUUAAUGCCAAAUCCGAAUAAAUCUGAAAGCGCAGUUUCAAUUGCAAAAGAAUUUUCCAAUUCUCAACAACCAACUCCUGGAAUUUCAUCGCCAUCGUCAACACCAGCUUCAACUCCCAUUCCAUCAAAUCCACAAGAAUCCAAAUCCGAAAUAAACAACAUUAUCAAUAUAUUGCCGCAGCUCAACUCACGACCAUCUGUUGCACUUCCACAAGAAUCCGGUCCGCUGGUAAUGCAGUCAUUCUUACUUGAAGAAUCAUCAUUGUCAUCAAAGUCAUUGGUGAACGGAAAAACAGGUACGAAUGACAAUUACAGAUUUGUUUCUUCAAUGGUUAUUCUACCGGUUCGUGAGCGGAUUUCAUCGCCAAUCACUGUCUCGUUUACGCUCACACCAACUUAA
Molecule: messenger RNA, 3543 nt
Organism: Clunio marinus
Lineage: Eukaryota; Metazoa; Arthropoda; Insecta; Diptera; Chironomidae
Source: the annotation of a GenBank genome assembly